This is a messenger RNA of Eruca vesicaria subsp. sativa (arugula), 931 nucleotides long. NCBI's taxonomy places the organism in Eukaryota, Viridiplantae, Streptophyta, Magnoliopsida, Brassicales, Brassicaceae. The record is from the annotation of a GenBank genome assembly.
AGUUAACCAAUUUUACACAAAAUCAGAGUUCUCUCUCCUUUUCUUCGUUCUCUCAUUACCAUUUUCAUGGAAAAGGAGAUGAGAUUCUGGGUUUUGACUCUGUAAAAAAAUUUAUGUAAGUGAUCGAUUUUCUCUUUGCUAGCGAAUCUUUUUCUUUCGGUUUGCCCGAUCUUUUUUUCUGUUGCAAAAUAAAAUCCAAUUCAAUUCAGAUUUUUGUUGUGUCAAAAGCUUUCUCCUUCUUUGUUUCUUCAGAACUAUGAUGUGUGGUUUAGAAGUUCUUCUCUCUCUCUUCGUUAGCAAGUUUAGAUUCUGGUUUUUGAUUUUGUAAAACUAAUUACUCAGAUUCUCUCUGUUUACGAUCUCUUUGAACUUUUGUUAGUCGUUUACGGUUUCGUGGUAAUGAUGGGUGAGUUACAGGAGACGGUGGAUAAGACGGCACCGUGUGUGGCCAUAACUGAAAAACGGCCAAAUAGAUUUAGCGGUUGUGUUGGCGUUUUCUUUCAGCUCUUCGAUUGGAACCGACAUUUCGUUAAAAAGAAAGCUCUUUUCUCGCAAAUCACUUCUUCUUGGCUAGUGGAAACAAGCUUCUAAGAGGUUUAGUGGGAAUGAGAAAAUGCUCAAACCUAAGCUUAACCUGAAGGAAACACGUUUCACCGGACGCAAAUCUCGAUGGGGAAGCUUUGGUAAAUUAUCUCUGUUUUCUUGAAUGGAGUACAGCUUAUCUCUGGUAUAAUUAUGCGAUAGGAUUAUGAACUUAUGCGUUGACUAAGUGAACCCCCAAUAUAAAAGAUAGCAUGCACCUGCAAAGUUUACAAUAUAGUUGAGUUAUUUUGACAGUUAAUAUAAUUUAAGGAUGCUAAACACCCUUAUUGCAUGUUAAUAUUUUAAAUUAGUAUGAUCUAUUGUAUGAAUGUUUGUCAAUCUCAUCAUU